AUGUGCCCCAUGCGAUGGGUCCUCCUGCUCUUCUCCGGGAUCAUCGCCGGGUACCUCGCGUGGACGUCGUCGUGGUUCAGCGCGUCGGGUGAGGACGUCGGGGAGGCGCCGCGCGGCGGCGACGAGGGCGCGCGCCGAGGGCGAGCGACGGCGGACGGGGGGGUCGCGAGCUGGGCGCGGUUCGCGAUCGACGGGCUCAGCGGGCGGUACCUGUACAUGAUGCUGCACGCGAGCAGGAAGGACGCCGCGGGGAAGGGCGGCGCGGAGGGAGGGAGGAUCACGCGCUCGCGGUCGAAGAAGACGAGCUGA
Molecule: messenger RNA, 309 nt
Organism: Micromonas pusilla CCMP1545
Lineage: Eukaryota; Viridiplantae; Chlorophyta; Mamiellophyceae; Mamiellales; Mamiellaceae
Exons: 1
Coding region: 1-309 (102 amino acids)
Source: RefSeq, a predicted model, not a curated record